This is a messenger RNA of Cylindrotheca closterium, 1533 nucleotides long. The record is from the annotation of a GenBank genome assembly. NCBI's taxonomy places the organism in Eukaryota, Bacillariophyta, Bacillariophyceae, Bacillariales, Bacillariaceae.
AUGGGCUACGAAGGAAAGGUCCGAGGACGUCGGAAAGCUCCGUUUCCAAGGUCGAUUCUAGACCGUCCAUGUUUUCUGGAAGCACUCGACGAGGCUGGAAUUUCGUUGAAACAAGUGCAUGUUGACGCAUUCUACCAAGCACUGCAUCGAGAGCACUAUCCUUCCCUUCCUGAUUUUGUCAAAAGAUAUUACGAGAAUGAGAAGAAUGUCGUUGUUGAGAAUGAAAAACCUCAGAGACAAAAGAUUACCAAGCGGAAGAAUCGCAACAAGCUCAAUCUGCCAAAGAAACUUCUUCAGUUUCUGGAAACGACAAACGAUUUCGUCACCAAGACGUCAACGAUAAAGGAAAGACACACCUCAAUGGACAAGUCUACCACGAAACUAAUAAUUGAACUAUAUGACGGAAUGGUUGUUGAAACUGUUCUCAUGCGAUACGAAAGAAAAGGAGACGGCAGAGCAUCCCUAUGCGUCUCGUCUCAGGUUGGUUGUGCUAUGGGUUGCACGUUCUGUGCAACUGGGACCAUGGGAUUGUCAGGAAACUUGACCACCGGGGAGAUUCUAGAGCAAUUGAUCCAUGCCGACGGUAUCCUAGCGGAGGAGUUUGGCUUACGAGAAGACAAAUCGAAGAGGGUGGAUUUCGUUCGAUCUAUUGUAUUCAUGGGAAUGGGCGAACCUCUUGAUAAUUAUUCCAACGUUGUAGGGGCUGCUCGGUCGAUGAUGGACAGGAGACGAUGGAAUAUGGCGCAUGGACGUGUGACAAUCUCAACCGUUGGUCUCGUUUCCCAGAUCCGAAAGCUGACCAAAGAGCUUCCUGAGGUGUCCUUGGCGCUUUCAUUGCAUGCUCCCAAUCAGGAUGCUCGCACAGCGAUUGUACCCACUGCAGCUCGGUACCCGAUUGAAGAAUUGAUCGAUGCGCUUGACGGUCACAUGACGGCCUAUUUGGGAGAUCGACAAAACGACAAAGGAAUUACAGUCGAAGAACGAAUCAAAGAAAGUUCUAGACGUCGUGCCAUGAUCGAAUACGUGAUGCUGGAAGGCGAGACUUCGUCCUUCGAAUGCGCCCAUCAGCUUGGAAAGCUAUGCGAAAAUCGUCACUUGGUGGUCAACUUGAUUCCAUACAAUUCGACAGAUGUCCGAGAUAAACUUCGAUGUCCAUCGAACGCUCACUUGCAAGAAUUUCGAGACAUUGUUGCCUCUUAUGGAUCCUUCUGCACCAUCCGAAGAACUAUGGGAGCCGAUAUUGCGAGUGCUUGUGGCCAACUGGUGAAGAAGAUCGACAAGGACGAGAGAAAUGAAGCAAUUGAUAUCGAAGAUGUAGCCGGACCACAAAAUUCGCUUGCUAAUAAGACGAAGAAAGGCAAGGUAUCAACACGGCAGGUAAAAACGAAAGCUGCCGAGCCAUCUUCAUCGAGUUGGAUUGAAUCCCUAGGAGAAGAUGAAUUGAAUGUUUUGGAGAACACUCUUUCAGUUGCAUUGGGGAUUUCUGCAUCCUGUUUUCUCCUUUCAAGUUUGGUUUAUUUCAAGAGAAGAUGA